Microtus ochrogaster (prairie vole) is the source of this 2665-nucleotide messenger RNA. RefSeq names its product exonuclease 1 (gene Exo1). Gene Ontology annotation, molecular function: DNA binding; 5'-3' DNA exonuclease activity; 5'-flap endonuclease activity. The record is from RefSeq and is a predicted model, not a curated record. Gene Ontology annotation, cellular component: nucleus. Gene Ontology annotation, biological process: DNA recombination; mismatch repair. The transcript has 15 exons. Lineage: Eukaryota; Metazoa; Chordata; Mammalia; Rodentia; Cricetidae. The coding region runs from base 164 to 2665 and encodes 833 amino acids.
UUCGGUGAAGCCGCGGCUGCUGUCAGCUCCGGUGCCACUGGCGAUCUCCUGGGGUUGGUGUGCCAUAUGGCGCUCCGUCGCUCCUGUCCUAACGAGGAAAUAUUUACUCGAGAUUUACUUAGCCUAGAAGAAACCGAAGUUUCAUGAAAUUUAACUUGACACCAUGGGGAUUCAGGGACUGCUUCAGUUCAUCAAGGAAGCUUCGGAACCCAUCAACGUGAAGAAAUACAAAGGGCAGGCAGUAGCUGUGGAUACCUACUGUUGGCUCCACAAAGGAGCUAUUGCUUGUGCUGAAAAGCUAGCCAAAGGGGAACCUACAGAUAGGUAUGUAGGAUUUUGUAUGAAGUUUGUUAAUAUGCUGCUGUCCCAUGGGGUCAAGCCCAUUCUUGUCUUUGAUGGAUGUACCUUACCUUCUAAAAAGGAAGUGGAGAGAUCUCGACGAGAGAGACGACAAAGCAACCUUCUUAAGGGGAAGCAGCUCCUGCGAGAGGGCAAGGUGUCAGAAGCGCGGGACUGCUUCACCCGCUCCGUCAACAUCACACACACCAUGGCCCACAAAGUGAUAAAAGCUGCUCGGGCCCUGGGAGUGGACUGCCUGGUGGCUCCCUAUGAAGCUGAUGCUCAGUUGGCCUAUCUUAACAAAACUGGAAUUGUGCAAGCCGUCAUCACAGAGGACUCGGACCUCCUCGCCUUUGGCUGUAAGAAGGUGGUUUUGAAAAUGGACCACUUUGGAAAUGGACUGGAAGUGGACCAGGCCCGGCUGGGCAUGUGCAAGCAGCUUGGGGACGUGUUCACGGAGGAGAAGUUUCGGUACAUGUGUAUCCUGUCAGGCUGCGACUACCUCUCCUCCCUGCGUGGGAUCGGCUUAGCAAAGGCCUGCAAAGUGCUGAGACUGGCCAAUAACCCGGAUAUCGUCAAGGUUAUCAAGAAAAUUGGGCAUUACCUGAAGAUGAACAUAACGGUGCCUGAGGAUUACAUCACAGGAUUUAUUCGAGCCAACAAUACUUUCCUCUACCAGCUGGUGUUUGACCCCAUCCAAAGGAAGCUGGUCCCUCUGAAUGCUUACGGAGAUGACGUUAACCCGGAUACCCUGAGUUAUGCUGGGCAGUAUGUCGAUGAUUCUGUGGCUCUGCAAAUAGCACUUGGAAACAGAGAUGUAAAUACUUUGGAGCAGAUUGACGACUACAGUCCCGACACUAUGCCUGUCCACUCAAGAAGUCAUAGCUGGAAUGACAAAGUGUGUCAGAAGUCACCUAAUAGCAUAUGGCACAGAAACUAUUGUCCUAGACUUGAGGCGAAUGGUGUUUCCCAUGCUCCUCGGUUGACAGAAAAUUCAAGCACUGUGGGCCUUAAACAAGUAAUUACCACUAAAGGGUUAAAUCUUCCCAGGAAGUCUCCCAUGGUAAAGAGACCAAGAAAUGAGGCUCUGUCCGAAGAUGACCUGUUGGGUCAGUAUUCUUCAUUUACAAAGAAGACCAAGAAAAACAGCUGUGGAGAUAGCGCAUCUUCUAACUCUUCCGAAAUAUCUGUGCCCAACCUGGAUAACGGGACGGCUCACGGGACAGAUGCACACACUCCGUCUAGGAUAAGGAAUAAAUUCGCAGUGUUUUUACAGAGGAAGAACGAGGACAGUGGUGCAGUUGUAGUUCCGGGCACCAGAAGCAGGUUUUUUUGCAGUUCUCUGGAUUUUGACAACUUCGUACCUAAAAAAGCAAGCAUUCAACCUCUAAAUGAAACUGCUGUAAUAGGCAAAGCCACUACCAAGGGCCUUGGAGCAUCAGACAGUCCAGACACAGAGGGCCAGAAGCUGGUUGAUGUAAAUGGGACACAGGAUCCAAGUGCUCAGAUCCCAGGCAAUGAGACUGUGUCUCCUGUUGAUGAGGCUCAGUCUGAGACCAGCAAAUUUGUGGGGACUGUUUCCCCGCCCACUCUGAGGACACUAAGAAGUUGUUUCAGUUGGUCGGGAACUCUGAGAGAUUUUUCAAGAACUCCUAGUCCCUCUCCAAGCACUGUGUUGCAGCAGUUCCGCAGAAGGAGCGAGUCCUCCACCUGGCUGCCCAAGACCUGUGCUGUGACUGACACCUGUCAGUCAAAGAAUGAGAUGUCAAGUACUAAGUCUCCGCCCUUGCAUGAGGUGGGCCAGGCCUCCCGAUCUCAGGAAAGCAUAGACUCUCUGUACAGUUUAAAUGCUUCGAGUCUUUCCCAGCCUUCCAGUAAGGAUUCGGAUUCAGAGGAAUCGGACUGUAACAAUGCGUCACUUGAUAAUCAAGGCAGUGAGAACUCCAAGCAACAGUCGCCUCCCUUUUCAAAGAAGGACGCACUUGUAAGGAACAAGGUUCCUGGGCUGUGUAGGGCUAGUUCUGUGGACUGUCUUUCUACCACCAAGAUCAAGCCCCUGGUGCCAGCCCGAGUCAGUGGCCUGAGCAAGAAGCCAGGAAGCAUCCAGAAGAGAAAACACCGCGAUGCGGAGAACAAGCCAGGGCUGCAGAUAAAGAUCAACGAGCUCUGGAAAAACUUCGGGUUUAAAAAAGAUUCUGAAAAGCUUUCUUCUUGUAAGAAGCCCCUGUCUCCAGUCAAGGAUAACAUCCAACUCACUCCAGAGACAGAAGACGAAAUCUUCAACAAACCUGAGUGUGCACGUGCUCAGAGAGCAAUAUUCCACUAA